Raphanus sativus (radish) is the source of this 1506-nucleotide messenger RNA. Its product is annotated as protein NDL3. The record is from RefSeq and is a predicted model, not a curated record. The transcript is spliced from 10 exons. NCBI's taxonomy places the organism in Eukaryota, Viridiplantae, Streptophyta, Magnoliopsida, Brassicales, Brassicaceae. Bases 327 to 1373 code for a protein of 348 amino acids.
CCAAAAAAGAAAGAGAAGAUACGAAUCAGAAAACGGCGACGUUUGGAAGUUCGGCGCAAAUAGAAAAGGCUAAUCGGCGUCGGUGGGGAAAUGAUUAACCGCUGGCCAUUAACACAACGAGCCUUUCUUAUAACACACAGUCCUCGAGACAGAGAUAGAUAGAAAGUGGUCCACUUCUCUCUCUCUCUCUCUCUACAUCAAAGAAGACAAACCAGAGCAAAAAGAGCCGUUGAAGCCUAGAUAGAAUCUACUAACCCAAGAAGAGAGUAUCCCUUCUCUUUCAAUCUCAACACAAUAGAAGAGAAAAAGACGCAGCUUUUGGAGUCAUGGCUGGUUUAAACGACGACGUCUCAGUCGACAUUGAAGAGAUCUACAAUGGCGGCAAGGAACAUCAUGUCAAAACUUGCCAUGGCUUAGUUUCAGUUGUUGUCUAUGGAGACCAAGAGAAGCCAGCAUUGAUCACUUAUCCAGAUGUAGCAUUAAAUUACUUGUCUUGCUUCCAAGGACUGUUUCUCUGCCCUGAAGCAGUGUCCUUACUCCUCCAUAACUUCUGCAUCUACCAUAUUAGCCCCCCAGGACAUGAGUUCGGAGCUGCUCCAGUUUGUUCCAAUGAUCCUUCGCCUUCUGUUGAAGACCUAGCCAACCAGAUUCUUGAAGUGUUGAACUUCUUUAGCCUGGAGUCAGUGAUGUGCAUGGGGAUCACAGCUGGUGCCUACAUCCUUUCCUUAUUUGCUAUAAAACAUAAAGAUCGAGUUUUGGGUCUGAUUCUGAUAUCGCCUCUAUGCAAAGCACCCUCAUGGUCUGAAUGGUUUUAUUACAAGGUAGUGUCAAACUUGUUGUACUAUUACGGCAUGUCUGGAUUGUUAAAAGAUCGUUUCCUUCAGAGGUACUUCAGUAAGGAAGCUCGUGGUAGCUCUGAUGUUCCAGAGCGUGAUGUAGUACAUGAAUGCAGAAGGCUGCUUGGCGAAAGACACGGUAUUAGCCUGAGGAGGUUUCUGGAAGCAAUCAACAGGAGACAUGACAUAACAGAUGGGUUGAGGAGUUUGAAAUGUCGUACACUCAUAUUUGUUGGAGACCAAUCUCCUUUCCACUCUGAGACUCUUCACAUGGUGGCUGCAUUAGACAGAAAAUACAGCGCCUUGGUUGAGGUGCAAGCUUGUGGAUCAAUGGUGACAGAAGAGCAACCACAUGCGAUGUUGAUACCAAUGGAGUUUUUUCUCAUGGGGUUUGGGUUGCAUCGGCCUGGUCGGGUUAGUGAUAGCCCUACGAGUCCACUCAGUCCGUCGUGUAUUUCUCCGGAGCUUCUGUCUCCGGAGAGCCUUGGUUUGAAGCUGAAGCCAAUAAAGACUCGGGUUCCCACCACCAAAUGUUAAAACGAACAUUGAUUCUUUUUUUCCCUCUCAUAUUCUUUGAUUAAAUUGUAUUUGUUGUUGUACUCUCUUAUAUGUAGUCCGAUUAAACUCAAAAAACACUUUUAUGUAGUAAGAGAUGGUAGUUUUAUGGGUU